AUCGACUGUAGUUCGGCUGGCCAUCGCAGAUGUCGCACACACGUGUAGUCAAUUUUAGCGAAGCUACCUAUAUUAUCGGCAGAAAUUAACAGUGGAUGACGCAAUUUAAAAAGUAAAUAUUGCCAUUGUGCAAAUCGCCAUUUUGUGCUUCGUUUGUUUGGUGUUCGCCUUAGGCUUUGUUUUAUGUGAUAUUAAUACUGUUUUGUGUUUUUUUUUUGUGUGUGUAUUUUAUUUUUGAACUUUUUUAUUGAGGGAAUAUAAAUUAUAGUGUUAGGAUUUUCAACUAGUUUUAGUAUUUAGGAUAAUUAUAGUUAGGAUUAUCAUUAGGACAGCUAAGAGGAAAUCAUGACGAACCGUAAUUGUUGUGUUGUCCCUGGGUGCGAGAACAGGCAGAGGCCUAUGUUCCGCUUCCCAAAUCCUAAAAAAGGAUUAGACAGGUGCCGGAAGUGGAAGGUUGCUGUGAACAACCCUAGCUUGGUGGACCACUCAUAUUACCAUCUUUCCAGAAAAUGCUAUGUGUGUCACAAGCAUUUUAGUGCACAUGAUUUUUAUGAGGGCACCACCAAACUUAAACCAAAUGCGGUACCAUCUGUUGACUUGUCAACAAAUGGGGAAGGUGGUAAGCGAACAUCACCUUUGGACACAGAGCCUACCACUCCCUCAAAGGUGUCGGUCAUCCCAGACUUUCUUACUCCGGAAAAAGAGGCAUCGUGUUUAUUGGAGCAGGCUGGGGUGUCUCCUAGGAAAAGAGUAACUCCAUCAAAAGGAGACAUUCCAGUAAAACGUGCCAAAAUUUCCAUGGAAAGUUUGGAGAUGGCAUCGGGAUCUAAAGUGGUAGGGCCUGGGGUGGUAGGGCCUGGGGUGGGGGGUGUUGGGCUAGGCUUUCUGGUUGAAGGUGUUGGUCUUUUACCGGAAACAGGUAUUCUAUUACUUCCUAUUCUAUUCUGUUUUAUUUUCUUCUAGUAAAUGGGAAUAUUUAUCUAAAAAGUAGAAUAAAAUGUAGUGCAUCAAAAUCACUGCAUGUCUGCUAAUGGAAAUAGAUGUUGGUCUGCAGUUUAGUUAAUGUAGUCAAUCAAAGGUAUUAUAGGUUUUUUUAAAUAAACAAUUGUCAGUGUCAAAAUCGGGUAUAAAUGUAAUUUAUAUUGCUUAAAAAAGGAAAAUUAAGAAAUUUGAUAUACAACACAUUACAUAGUUGGGGUGAGCAAUACACCUAGUUCAUAACAUUUCUUCAAUUAAAGCCAUACAACGAACAUUUCAAGUCAUUUCGAAUAUUUAGUGUAGUAAUUAAUCAUUCUUUUCUUAAUACCGUUACCUAACGAUUAACGCAUUUAACAAUUUUUUUUCUACUUGAAUAAUCUUGCAGAAUUUAAUUAACAAUUUGAACAUUUUUGGCAGUGUGUGGUCUAAUUAGUUGCAUGUUAGUUGCAUAGCAAAACUCUCAAUGCAUUGGUGUGUCCUUUUUCAAAUUGAACAUAGGGAAGAAUGGGCAUAUUUAGCACUUUAAUUUAUGUAGUUAUGUAUUUUCAGUUUGUUCAGGUUUCUACUUCAGUGGUUUGUUUCAUCGUAAGUGAUUUUAAAAUCUCGUCAACAGUGAAGUCUAAAAUUUCUGCCACUUCUGGAUUUGUUUUUUCAGGAAACUUAGUGCAUGCUAAGUAGUAAUUGUGUAUACUUAUUAUUACUUGUUUAGCAGAAACAAUUAUUACUACUGCGUUUUGGUCCAGCGUUUCGACAAUGUAAGUAA
This is a messenger RNA of Tribolium castaneum (red flour beetle), 1741 nucleotides long. RefSeq lists its product as uncharacterized. Lineage: Eukaryota; Metazoa; Arthropoda; Insecta; Coleoptera; Tenebrionidae. Gene Ontology annotation, molecular function: sequence-specific DNA binding. The record is from RefSeq and is a predicted model, not a curated record. Bases 346 to 963 code for a protein of 205 amino acids. The transcript has 6 exons.